ACUAUCGCAAAGAAUAUGAAUAGACAUCUGUAAAUUAAAAUUAUAUGUAAACAAUUUAUUUUUUUGCCAUUCGCUAGGGGUGGUAAUUGGAUUGACAAUUUAUUUUCUAUUUUGCUAUUAUUCUUAGGUCUAUAUUUAGUGUGUUGCAUAUACUGUGCUGCAACCAUAACAGAAACAAUUUUUUAUUACUUUUUCGUUAUCCUUUUGUAUUAAAAAAGGUAAUAAACAUAAUUCAGUUCUGCUUUGGGUUCACGCCAAGUUUUUGCUAGAGAAAUUAUUAAAAUUGAACCAAAGACCUGGUAACAACAAAAUAAUUUAAACGUAAAAAAAGUGAGUGUCAAUGUCAAACUGACAGAUGCUGCUGCCGGCCUGUCGAAAACAAUUAUUUAUUUACGUAACAUAAUUUAAGAAAAUUACUUACUUAAGUCCAUAGAUAUGUAUAUUAAUCUGAGAUCAAUACCUAGGUUAAAAGCGAUAGCAGUACAAGUUUCAUUCUUUUCGUCUAAACCUACAGCGUCUGAGGUUUUAUCUGCUUAUUUGACACAAUGCAAUGAACCUCCCUGGACAUCUUACUUUGUGAAGUACAGUAGUGUAAAGAAUGACCAGUUUGGGAUGUCGAAUUUCAACUGGCAAGUUGGGAAAUCAAACUACCAAAUAUUGAGGACUGGAUGCUUUCCUUACAUCAAAUAUCAUUGCUCAAGAAGAAUUGUUGAAGACUUGGAUAUUUCUGAUAAAUUUAUGAGAGCCAUCAAAAUUAUUAAUUUAGGUAUACCUUGUUUGCUGUAUGGACUUGCUGCAACACAGUUGAUUAGACAUGAAGAAAUAGUGCAUACAACUAAAGGACCAGUCACAAUAUACUUCCUUCUACCGGAACACAAGGGAUCCAGUUACUAACCAAGAAAGUCAUCUUCCAAGUUUUUUUUGUAUGGAUAUAAAGGAUAUGGAGGAGUUUUAUAAAUAAUUUAUUUGUGGAACAGCAAUGGUUUUUUUUUUAUAACUUACUCUGCUUACACCUUGUCCUGUGAGCUUAGUGGCUAUUAUUUAAAUGCUGUUUUUCCAUAACUAUUUAUUUAGAAGGUAAUAAAUGUAUAUAUGAAUUUAAGUAAAUAAUAAAUUAUUUUUAAAAGUUA
Molecule: messenger RNA, 1130 nt
Organism: Trichoplusia ni (cabbage looper)
Lineage: Eukaryota; Metazoa; Arthropoda; Insecta; Lepidoptera; Noctuidae
Exons: 3
Coding region: 436-894 (152 amino acids)
Source: RefSeq, a predicted model, not a curated record